AUCGCGCAAAUGUAGGCAGAGAACACAAGUCGUGUGUGGCGCCCUCAGUCAGAAAGCAUAUUCAAUGYUGUAACAGCGAACAUGUUGAUUUAAUAUAAUUGUAUAAUUUGCAAUAAAAGUUGUUUUAAUUUUUGUAUACGAGUUUUACAGUUCGUUACAUGGCAGAAAACAAACGUCUUUUAUACACAAAGUGACAAGCUAAGAAGAGUUUAGUGAACCAUUUUAAUGACCUUAAAUAGGCUUUUAACAUAACGUGUUUGCGGAGUUUUCUGUGGCUGUGAUUAUAUGCAGCCAAAGUGGAAGCAAUGAUUGCUGCUAGCGUGGAUAAGUGUAGUGAAUCAGUGAGUACUGCUAAAAAGGACAAAAGUGCUGGGUCGGAAAAUCCGGCAGCUCAAGCGUAUCUGGAUCAUUUAYUGCAGAAUGGUGCACUGGAAGGAGAUAGUGGCGCGCCAAUGGAAAUGCCACCGUGGUAUGACGAAGCGCUGUUCAGAAAGGGUCAAUCGUUUAUGACGAAAUAUCGUUUCCUCAUCACCGCUGGCAUGUUUUACGGUCUGGUGGCAGUUCUCGCAAUACCGUCCAUACUGCGCGUGCUCAUGUGUACACGUCAAUCAUCCACCUGUUUAACCGCUUUCCGACGCUAUAUGCGUACAAUUUUGCACACGAACACAUGGUACGAACAUCCAGCGGCGGCAAACUCAAAAUUUUGGACUAGUUUACGCGCGGUACGCAAAGCGCAUUCCAAGUCGAGUCGCGCAUGUAGUAAACUUGGCGCCGGACAAAUUACSCAAAAGGAUCUCGCCUUGACACAGUUCGGUUUUAUCGGCUAUGCCACUUUGGGCGCAGCACGCGUACAAUUAUACGACGAGGAGUAUUUGGAAAGUACGACGCACAUGUGGCGUGUACUCGGUUAUCUGCUUGGCAUUAAGGAUGAAUAUAACAUUUGUGGUCGCAAUUGGGCAGAGACGAAGCAUCGGUUCGAUAUUGUGAUGCGACGCGUAUAUCAGCCAGCUUUAGAGAAUACUGGUGAAGACUUUGAGAAAAUGACAAAGGCGUUGGUUGAAGGAUUGUGGCCAUUUAACUCAACAUUGUCCACGGCAUCAGUAUUAUAUUUCACCAAGCGCCUGACCUAUAUAAAAGGAUAUGAAUACUUUAGCUUUGACCAUCUUCCCGGCGAAACAAUUGAUCCGAAGCAGAAACUUUAUUACUACGAUUUGGGCUGGUAUGAUCGUUUGCUCGUCACAUAUGGUCUCCUCAUAGUGACUUACUUACACAAGUAUAGCAUAGUUCGUUGUUAUCUCAAUUUCCGUGUCUGGCUGAAUGAAAUAGUAUUCCACUACUUGCCAUUCCUGGCGAUCUGGCAGUAUGGUAUAAACAACUCAUACGUUCGUAUUUUUACAAAGGAUGGUCGAGACAAAGAGUUCGAGUUUCACUUGAAAGCUGACUAAAUGAGAGUUUAGAUUUUGUAAAAAAAAUUAUAUUAACUUUCUUUAUAAAUAGUUCGUAGUAGUUUUUAGUUGUUUUCUACUUCUCAAAGGAUAAUCAUA
This is a messenger RNA of Bactrocera latifrons, 1544 nucleotides long. RefSeq lists its product as uncharacterized. The transcript has 3 exons. Gene Ontology annotation, molecular function: oxidoreductase activity. NCBI's taxonomy places the organism in Eukaryota, Metazoa, Arthropoda, Insecta, Diptera, Tephritidae. The record is from RefSeq and is a predicted model, not a curated record. Bases 306 to 1445 code for a protein of 379 amino acids.